CUGCUGAAUCACCGGCGGGGCGGGGGGGAGAGAGGGGAGGCCGCUUCUCGCCCGCUUCACGCCGCGUUGUCGCCGCCCCGACCCUUCACCCCCGGAGCCUUGCCCCGGGAGCCGCCGUGCCCUCUCCCGCCGGGCAGGGGGACGAAGGGGUGGCAUCUCCGCCGCCGGUCCCCGCCGGGUGGUUUCGCCCCGUGGGGCGGCUGCUGCUCCUGCUUUUUACUUUCUUUUCAGCCUCGGGCGGAUCUCGCCCCCGUUUCCUCCCCAGGGGGAAGCCUGGGCCACCCGGCAGCCAGGCUGGGGCGUUUCGGGUCCCCUGGGCACACAGCAGCAUCCCGACCCCCCUCGGGGUGGGAUGAAGGGAGGGAUGGGUGGUCCAGCCUUUCUCCCUUCUUCUUCUUCGCAGUCGUUAUUACUGUUAUUAUUAUUAUUACUACUACUACGUAAUUUUUAAAGGAGUAAGAAUGAGUCAUAGGGGCCAGUGGGGGAGAUGUGGGCACCGGGCAGGGGGCCAGCGGGACCGGAGCCCUGUGUGCUGAGGUGAGGUGCUCGGGCAGGCAGUAACCAGCUUUUCUCCUGGCUGCUCGGCAGGGCUACUGUGAAGCAAGGAUGGCUGCGGACCCACUCUCCAGCAAGGCCCUGAAGGUGAAGCGGGAGCUGGGGGAGAACACGCCGCUGCUGUCAGACGAGGAGCUGAUGGGGCUGUCGGUGCGGGAGCUCAAUCACCACCUGCGGGGCCUCUCCAAGGAGGAGGUGGCAAGGCUGAAGCAGCGCCGGCGGACGCUGAAGAACCGAGGUUAUGCUGCCAGCUGCCGGGUGAAGCGCGUCUGCCAGAAGGAAGAGCUGCAGAAGCAGAAGAUGGAGCUGGAGUGGGAGGUGGACAAGCUGGCCCGGGAGAACGCUGCCAUGCGCUUGGAGCUUGACACCCUCCGUGGCAAGUAUGAGGCCCUCCAGGGCUUCGCCCGCACCGUGGCCACCCACGGGACCCCCGCCAAGGUGGCCACCGCCAGCGUCAUCACCAUCGUCAAGUCUGGUGCCAACCAGGCUGCCUAUUCCUAGUGUUGGCCUCCGUCCCCCGGCUGGGCAUAGCCCCCCCCGGGGCGCCUUCCCCCACAAACCCCCUCCUGUACCCUCCCUGACCUCCUUCCCACCAGGACCUGUGCCUGAAAUCCUCCUUCUCCCAUCCCUUGACCUCCAGCUCCCCUGUGUAGGGAGAGCUGUCGCGGCGUGAGUGCUGGGGCGGAGGACAGGACCCCACUGGUGGCCCCCGAAGCCCCGCAGCCCCCUUCCCUCCAACUCAGCCCCAUCCCCUGCUGCAGACACACAACCCCCCAAUCCCGGCCGGGCACUCCUCACCCUGCAGGGUGUGCACAGGAGAGGGUGAGCCUGGGCAGGCAGCAGCCAGGGGGAAGCAUCCCAUAGCUCCAAGCUGGCAGGAAAACACCAGACACCUCUCUUUAUUGGGGAGGACACGGGAGAGCUGAGUGUGGGCCAGGCUCUCCCAGGAGCACGUGCCAGGGAGGGAAAGGGGGAGAGAUGUUUCACAGCGAUCGGCAGGAGGGAUAUGAGGGAGGGGAAGGGGGUUGGCUUUUGGACCAUGGCUGGAGCAGGGAAGGAGGUGGCAGCCUCCGAGGAUGGAGGUAGCAAGGGAAAGUGGCAGGUCAGAGGGGGAGAGAAAGUGGCUGCAGGUUGGUGCCGGGUAAGGGUGAGCAGGGUGGGAAAGCGCCGUGGGAAGCCUGUGGGGCUGGGGGAGCCCGGAGGUGAUGGUGAUGGAGGAGGGACCCUCGGGCAGGGGAGGGCUGGGGGACGUGAGGGGGUCAGCCCAGGCUGUUGAACUGCAAAGGGGAGAAGCCGUGGUGCUGUUUUAUCUCGCUCCAUCACGCACAUCCUUCACGCCUCUUCCUGCCUACGGGGACGCUCAGCCCGGCCGGGUGUCUCCAAAACCCAGCGGCACCGGCAGGAAGGAAGCGGAGGCAGCUGGAGCAGAGAUAAACACUGUUUUGCUCAGCACAGGCCGGCUUGUACGGCCCCACCAAGGGCUCCCCGGCGCCCCACCGCCUACAAAGCCCAGAGAAAGGUGCUCCUGGCCCCCCGAGAGCUCAGAGCUGCGGAGGCAGAGUUGGGUGGAGGUGCAGGAGGUAGGAAGCAGGGGUGGAGAGCAUCCCUGCUCCUGGGAGCCGCCUGGCAGGCAGGUAGGCUCCUCCCUUUUCUUUUUUUUUUUCCUCCAGCUUGGACACUGGUGUGGGACAACCUGCUCUUCAGCACCUGAAAUGCUGGAGAAGAGCUGGGUUUGCUAAAUACAGGCAGCACAGGGGAGAUAACAGGAGGCAGACCCUCCUAGGUGCCUGCUGCCCUAGAUGAUCCUCCCCCUUUCUGCCCCUGCCCUGGGUAUUGCCACGCCAGCCGCCCUCGGCUGCAGCCUCCAUCCCUGGUGAGGUGCCAGCCGCUGGUGGAGGGGGGCACCGUGGUCAGCAUCCGCCGAUCCCACGC
Calidris pugnax (ruff) is the source of this 2487-nucleotide messenger RNA. RefSeq names its product v-maf avian musculoaponeurotic fibrosarcoma oncogene homolog F (gene MAFF). The coding region runs from base 607 to 1056 and encodes 149 amino acids. The transcript is spliced from 2 exons. Gene Ontology annotation, biological process: regulation of epidermal cell differentiation; regulation of transcription by RNA polymerase II. The record is from RefSeq and is a predicted model, not a curated record. NCBI's taxonomy places the organism in Eukaryota, Metazoa, Chordata, Aves, Charadriiformes, Scolopacidae. Gene Ontology annotation, cellular component: nucleus. Gene Ontology annotation, molecular function: RNA polymerase II cis-regulatory region sequence-specific DNA binding; DNA-binding transcription factor activity, RNA polymerase II-specific.